AUGACCGAUCAAUUUGAAAGGAAAAAGGCUACCCGUCGUGGGAACAGAGCAGUUAUAACGAAACACAGUAACGAAGCAAAGGAAUUAUUGGCAAAUGGAGAGAAAAAAUUACAAGUAGUAAAGAAAUUCGUCGAAGAAAUCUUACAGUUGUGCGAAGUUAAAGAAAUAGAAAAUGAGAUUGAAGUAUUCGAGGAACUAAAUUCACGAGUUCUUGAUGUUAAAAGACAAAUAUCCAGGCUUUUUUGCGACGAUACGGGAAAAGUACCUAUUCACGAUAUAUCUAUACCUGGUCAAAAUACUCCGCAAGUAGAAAUAACGGAUGUAGAUGAAAUUUCCUCUGAAAGUAAUGUCAAUGAUGAAACAAUAAACGAACAGAACAAUGUUAAUCCAACCCAAAAUCCUACACCUAGUAACCCAACCUUAAUUCACCCAGACCCUAGUAGUCCAGCACCCAGUAGUCAAUCAAGUCGAAAUUACGUCAUAGGUUAUGGUGCAAAAACGAAGCUUCCAAAGUUAACUUUAGCCGGGUUCAGAGGAGAAAUUAAUGAAUUUCAACCAUUUUGAGAUAGUUUUAAAAAUGCUGUCCAUAAGAAUACAAGUUUGUCAAGCAUUGACAAAUUUAAUUACUUAUAUUCUUGUAGGAGGGUUCAGCAUUACUGGUUAUUAAGGAGUUGGCUUUCACUGAAGAAAACUAUAAAGUUGAAAUAGAUUUUCUCAAACAACGUUAUGGGAAUACACAAGUUGUCUUAUCCACCCACAUGGAUGAAAUGUUAAAACUUCCCGAUUAUUCGACUGGAAAGGUAGGCGAUCUUCGAAGAGUGUAUGAUAAAAUAUUAGUUAACGUAAGAGGGCUUGAGUCCCUUGGAGUAAAAUCGUAACAGUAUGGUAGUGUACUUAUUCCAAUUAUCAUGUCAAAACUACCACCUGAGUUACGAAUCCAUGUUGUAAAAAGACUGCCAGUGAACUUUGGAAAAUUGACAAUAUUCUGGAAAUUAUUCGAAAAAGAGGAAGUGAAAGCAUGCGAGAUCAGUGAGAGUGUUCGUACAAACAAUUCUAGUUUUAAUGACAUUCGCAAGCAAAAUGAAGUAUGGAAAACCAAUCGACGUCGACUGCGGAAUUACAGCUCAUCUUCGGCAAGUCUAUUUAUUAAAGAUGGGAAAAAUGAGCGAAAGAUAAAAUGUGUCUAUUGUGGAUAAUAUCAUUAUUCAGCAUCGUGCGAACAUGUGAAAGAUGUGGCUGAUCGAAAGGGCAUUUUAAGAGAUCAGAAAUGUUGCCAUUUAUGUUUAGAAGGUGGUCAUUGUGCACAUAAAUGUGAAAAUGGCAGACUCUGUCGUUGGUGCAAUGGCAAGCACCAUCAAUCUAUUUGUAUUAAAGCUACCAAAACACUUCGAAAGAUCAAUCCUGAAGAAUCAACAAACCAGAAGCGAAAGAAGAGAAAAAAUAAACGCUGA
Molecule: messenger RNA, 1451 nt
Organism: Paramuricea clavata
Lineage: Eukaryota; Metazoa; Cnidaria; Anthozoa; Malacalcyonacea; Plexauridae
Source: the annotation of a GenBank genome assembly